This is a messenger RNA of Aureobasidium pullulans EXF-150, 1510 nucleotides long. Its product is annotated as P-loop containing nucleoside triphosphate hydrolase protein. The transcript is spliced from 6 exons. Gene Ontology annotation, cellular component: DNA replication factor C complex; nucleus; Ctf18 RFC-like complex. The coding region runs from base 76 to 1140 and encodes 354 amino acids. NCBI's taxonomy places the organism in Eukaryota, Fungi, Ascomycota, Dothideomycetes, Dothideales, Saccotheciaceae. Gene Ontology annotation, biological process: DNA-templated DNA replication; DNA repair. Gene Ontology annotation, molecular function: DNA clamp loader activity; DNA binding; ATP hydrolysis activity. The record is from RefSeq and is a predicted model, not a curated record.
CGCGUCUCUCGAGCUUUCAGCCUGCCAAACCAUCUCAAUCGAUCAUCUAACACAGCUUGAAUCAAUCACAUCAGCAUGGCUCUUCUCGUAGACAAGCACCGUCCGCGCUCUUUGGAGACAUUGACAUACCACCAUGACUUGUCGGAUCGCCUACGAUCACUGGCGGCAAGCGGAGACUUCCCUCACCUUCUGAUCUACGGCCCUUCUGGAGCGGGCAAGAAGACAAGAAUCACGGCUACCCUGCGCGCACUCUACGGACCUGGCGUGGAAAAGAUCAAGAUCGACAGUCGAGUCUUCCAAACAACGAGCAACCGCAAGCUCGAGUUCAACAUCGUCUCAUCCAACUACCAUCUCGAAAUCACUCCCAGUGAUGUCGGCAACUACGAUCGUGUCGUCGUACAAGACCUACUCAAAGAAGUCGCCCAAACACAGCAGGUUGACGUAGCAGCCAAACAAAAAUUCAAGGUCGUCGUCAUCAACGAGGCAGACCACCUCACCAGAGAUGCUCAGGCCGCUCUGAGAAGAACAAUGGAGAAAUACAGUCCCAACUUGCGCUUGAUCCUUCUGGCCAACAGUACGAGUAAUAUCAUUGCUCCUAUUCGAAGCCGAACCCUGCUCGUCAGAGUCGCUGCACCGACCGAGGACGAAAUCUGCACAGUGCUGGCUCAAGUUGGAAAGAAGGAAGGAUACACACGCUGUGAGGGACUAGAGAAGAGAAUUGCCACAGACAGCUACCGCAAUCUGCGCCGCGCUUUGCUCAUGUUCGAGGCCGUCCAUGCUCAAAACGACCAAGUCUCGGAGAAGACGCCUAUUCCUCCUCCAGAUUGGGAGGCUCUCAUCUCACAGAUUGCCGACGACGUCCUUGCCGAACGCAGCCCUGCUCGGAUCUUGCUGGUCCGCGCCAAACUCUAUGAUCUCCUCACCCACUGCAUUCCAGCAAGCACCAUCCUAAAGACCCUGACCUUCAAGCUGAUACCCCAAAUUGACGACGCCCUCAAGACCGACAUCAUCAAAUGGUCCGCCUUUUACGAACAUCGAAUCCAGAUGGGCACAAAAUACAUCUUUCAUCUGGAGGCCUUCGUUGCCAAGGUCAUGCGAAUCGUUGAGAGUCAUCUCAUGGGCAUGGACUUCGAUGACUGAGUGGUUACAUCUUCUGAUCGGAUACUCGAACCCUUUCCAGCAUCGUUCGAAUCAUGCCCGGGCUUCUCGGAGAAUUGGCCCGCCACAAGGUCACUUCUCGCUCCACGAUGUACCUCUAUACUUGACUCGGCCGCAAAUAGGGUUGUGUUCUACAGACGCCAACAGAAAGUUGGUUCGGCCUUUUUAGGGAACAUCUCAUUGAUGUCCCGAUAUCGCAAAGCCUUGACGAGUCACUUCGUCCUCUUCCGGCCGAAACAUGGGGACGCGGUAGUAACUUCCCCUUCACCUGAUUCUCAACAGAAAGACAGGACAUAGCUCCUAAUUAGCUUGACGUACAUAAUCGUAGCAAUGACAUGAUGAGAUUAAGAUA